Molecule: messenger RNA, 2517 nt
Organism: Papaver somniferum (opium poppy)
Lineage: Eukaryota; Viridiplantae; Streptophyta; Magnoliopsida; Ranunculales; Papaveraceae
Product: beta-Amyrin Synthase 1-like
Exons: 16
Coding region: 405-2396 (663 amino acids)
Biological process (GO): triterpenoid biosynthetic process
Cellular component (GO): lipid droplet
Molecular function (GO): beta-amyrin synthase activity
Source: RefSeq, a predicted model, not a curated record
GCAGAUAUCUUCUUCUUCACCUCAUAGCCAUCUAUAUAUUAUAAUACCAUAGGAUAUACGUACAGAAAUAAAUGUGGAAACUAAAGGUUUCAACAGAUCAAGGGCCUUUCAGUUAAUGGCUUUUCAGCACCAAUCAUUUUGCAGGAAGACAAGUAUGGGAAUUCGAUCAAGAUGCUGGGACAAUUGAAGACAGAAAUGAAGUCCAAAAAGCUCGCCAAGAGUACUAUGAAAACCGGCUCAAAGUUAAAACUAGUGGGGAUGUUAUACUGCGAUUACAGCAAUUGAGAGAAAACAAAGAUAAAUUUGAUCUAAGCAUAUCACCGGUUAAGAUAGGUGAUGAUGAAGAAGUCACUUACAAAGCCACGACGACCACAUUGAGGAGAGCCAUCCGGUUCUUUUCUGCAAUGCAGACAGACGAUGGUCAUUGGGCUGCUGAAAUUGGAGGACCAUUGUUUUUCAUGCCACCCUUAAUUUUCGCCUUGUAUAUCACUAAAACUCUUAAUACAAUGUUAUCACCGGAACAUAUAAAGGAGAGUCUCCGGUACAUGUAUUGUCACCAGAAUGAAGAUGGAGGUUUCGGAUUUCAUCAAGAGGGGCAUAGUACCAUGUUUGAUACGGUCUUGAACUACAUCUGUAUGCGUUUAUUAGGAGAAGGGCCAGACGGUGGUCAAGACAAUGCAUGCACCCGAGCACGGAAAUGGAUACUUGACCACGGUGGCGCAACGUUAACACCAUCUUGGGGGAAAACUUGGCUUUCGGUACUGGGAGUUUAUGACUGGUCAGGAUGCAACCCACUCCCCCCAGAGUUCUGGCUUCUUCCAUCAAUGUUGCCCAUGCAUCCAGGUAAGAUGUGGGUUUACUGUCGAUCAGUUUACAUGCCGAUGUCGUAUUUAUAUGGGAAGAGAUUUGUUGCACCCAUGACAGAUCUUACCUUAUCAUUAAGAGCAGAGAUUCAUAUUCAACCAUACAAUGAAAUUAAUUGGAAUAAUGCUCGUCAUGCAUGCGCUAAGGAGGAUCUGUACUAUUCCCAUUCCUUAGUCCAGAAUUUGAUGUGGGACUCCCUCCACAAUAUCACAGAACCACUUCUAAAACGAUGGCCAUUUUCCAAAGUGAGAGAGAAGGCUUUACAAGUAACAAUGAAGCAUCUACAUUAUGAAGAUGAGACCACUCGUUACCUUACCAUCGGUGCUGUAGAAAAGUCGUUAUUCAUGCUCGCUUCUUGGGUGGAAGAUCCAAACUCAGAUGCAUUCAAGAAACAUCUUGCAAGGGUUCCAGAUUACCUAUGGCUUGCUGAAGAUGGACUCAGAAUGCAUAGCAUAGGCAGCCAAACCUGGGAUACAGUUUUUAGUCUUCAGGCACUUCUAGCAAGUGGUGAUCUUGUCGAUGAAAUCAAUCCCACUAUUCUUCGAAAAGGACACGAGUUCAUAAAAGCUUCACAGGUUAAAGAAAAUCGAGCAGGAGACUUUCGGAAAAUGUUUAAUCAUAUUUCUAAAGGAGCAUGGACUCUCUGUGACCAAGAUCAUGGCCUGCAAGUUUCAGAUUGUACUGCAGAAGGUCUGAUGUGUUGUUUCAUGUUCUCACAAAUGCCAGCAGAACUCUAUGGUGAAACAAUGCCAGUAGAGCGUCUCUAUGACUCUGUUGAGUUCCUCCUUUCUCUACAAGGUCCAGAUGGUGGAUUGGCAGUAUGGGAGCCUGCAACGUCCCCAGAAUGGUUGGAGAUUCUCAAUCCAUCAGAAUGCUUCGAGGACAUUGUUGUUGAACAUGAAUAUGUGGAGUGCACUGCAUCUGCAGUUCACGCUCUAGUAUUUUUCAGGAAGGUGCAUCCUGAGUAUCGAAGUAAAGAAAUCGAUAAUUUCAUAACAAAGGCAAUCCACUUCAUCGAGAAUCAGCAAAAGCCAGAUGUUUCAUGGUAUGGGAACUGGGGAGUGUGUUUUAUAUAUGCGACAUGGUUCGUCCUGAAGGGUCUUGCAUCAGUUGGAAAAAAUUAUAACAAUAGCCGGAUUGUCCGUAAGGGUUGCGAAUUUUUGUUGUCCAUACAAAAGGAAUCCGGAGGGUGGGGAGAGAGCUAUCUUUCUUGCCCGAACAAGGAAUAUGUGCCCCUUGAGGGUAGUGAGACAACCUUAAUACAUACAGCAUGGGCUCUGAUGGGUCUUAUUCAUGGUGGUCAAGCAGAAAGGGAUCCAAUCCCUCUUCAUCGUGCAGCGAAGGUACUAAUCAAUAAUCAGAUGGAAAACGGUGAUUUUCCACAACAAAGAAUCGGAGGAGUUUUCAUGAAGAACUGUAUGAUACAUUAUGCAUCGUAUAGAAGUAUUUUCCCAUUAAUGGCCCUUGGAGAAUAUCGCCGUAAAGUGUUAAACAUAUCCUCCACGAAAACAGGGAAUGAAAACCUAAGUUAGUUUAGUAUUCUGAUUAUGUAUUUGUAUACCUUUGUUUAUAUGUAUGGUAUUCUGAGGUAAGAUUCGUUGACAUUUCAGAAUUUCACUACAACUGUUACUUUUAUAAGUACCUAUAAAGAAA